CAUGCAAGCAGUGAGGCCGGCGACGAGGGAGGAGGCGGUGGAGCAGUCACAUGCGCAGGCCACGAGUGAGUCGGAGGCGCAAGAGGUCAGGGAGGUGGUGAAGGCGGUGGAAGAGGAGGCGCCGGAGGAGAAGGAGGUGGCGGUGGUGGGAGAGCAAAAGGCCAUCCAUGCCGAGGUGGAAGCCAGUGAGAUGGAGGUGGAGGCGGAUAUCGAGGCCGAGGCCGGGGUGUCGGCCAAGAAGAACCGGAUCCAGGUGUCCACCAACAAGAAGCCGCUUUACUUCUACGUCAACCUCGCCAAGAGGUACAUGCAGAACUAUGAUGAGGUUGAACUCUCUGCUCUCGGGAUGGCCAUUGGCACUGUUGUGACUGUAUCGGAGAUCCUAAAGAACAAUGGCUUGGCCACCGAAAAGAAGAUCCUAACAUCAACAAUUGGAACCAAAGAUGAGUCAAAGGGGCGACUCGUUCGUAAAGCCAAGAUUGAGAUCCUGCUGUGUAAAUCAGAGAACUUCAAUAGCAUUAUGUCCAACAAAAAGUCACACAAGUCUGCUGACGAUGAGAUGAAGGUCUGAUAAUUGUGGAGAAGAGAUAGAUGCCACUAUGCUUGGGUGGUGAGAGGCGGCACGAACGUUGAUUCAGUGGUAAUUAGGGUACCUUAGUCCUAGUUAAGGAGGGAUGGAUCAUAUCUUUGCGAGUGCAUUCAAGUGAGAUGUGUCUCGUCUCCCCUUAAUUGUUGCUCUGGUGUUCCAACUCAGAUAUGCAAAAAUGCAAAAUCUUACAACUAGUUGCAUCUGUAUUGGAUGAUGAUGAACUGCACUUAGAACUCCUGUUGUAGGCUGGAGAUAGUAUUCCUAAGAGCAUCUUACUUUUCAGUGUGUUGUACCUUUUCUACAUGUAACGAGGCAUUUGGACAUGCAAAUUGGCAAUAUGAUCAAUGGUUGUAAUGUUUUGAAGUUGUACUUGCAAAUUAUGGUUUGAUGGUUU
This is a messenger RNA of Hordeum vulgare subsp. vulgare (domesticated barley), 983 nucleotides long. RefSeq lists its product as uncharacterized. The transcript has 5 exons. Gene Ontology annotation, cellular component: nucleus. The coding region runs from base 2 to 571 and encodes 189 amino acids. The record is from RefSeq and is a predicted model, not a curated record. Lineage: Eukaryota; Viridiplantae; Streptophyta; Magnoliopsida; Poales; Poaceae. Gene Ontology annotation, molecular function: RNA binding.